CAACUUCAAUUUACAUUUCCACAUCUGAAAAAGCAUUACCCGAUAAGGACUAGAAUAUAAAGGACCUCAAAUUAAUGGAUCUCAUACGCUCCAAUAUGUGGUACUUUGCGAAAUUAGUUUUCAUUGCUUGCCUGCUUGGUUACGUUAUUUGUUUGGAUUGUCUAUCUUGUACAAGUAAGGAAGCAUGCGAAGAUCCACCUUCUACCAACUGCACUCCGGAAAAGAAAUACUGCCUUGCAGUACAAGGCGAAGGAACCUACUUCAGAGGAUGUUAUGACAACAGCAUGGAUUGUGAGAAACUGCAAAAUAAUCCGAAUGUGUCUUUUCCUGUUUGUGUUAUGUGCCAAACAGAUAAUUGUAAUAAUCAAGAUCUGCAAUGAUUAUGAAAAUUAGUAAAGAUUUACUGUUCAUA
This is a messenger RNA of Coccinella septempunctata (seven-spotted ladybird), 412 nucleotides long. RefSeq lists its product as uncharacterized. The record is from RefSeq and is a predicted model, not a curated record. The transcript has 2 exons. The coding region runs from base 75 to 380 and encodes 101 amino acids. Lineage: Eukaryota; Metazoa; Arthropoda; Insecta; Coleoptera; Coccinellidae.